This is a messenger RNA of Drosophila biarmipes, 1260 nucleotides long. RefSeq lists its product as uncharacterized. The transcript is spliced from 4 exons. The record is from RefSeq and is a predicted model, not a curated record. Lineage: Eukaryota; Metazoa; Arthropoda; Insecta; Diptera; Drosophilidae. Bases 1 to 675 code for a protein of 224 amino acids.
AUGAUCCAAAAAGGAGCGCAUGCGUCGUGCCCACUCCAUGACCAAGUGGGCCGAUUUGCGCCAAGAGCAGCAAAAAAUCGAUGGCUUCGCCAGUCGUUGGGUGACAGAGUGGUCGGAAGCAUGUCAGAGCAGCCGGAAAACAACAGCUACGAGCAGGAGUGCCAGCGGGCGGAACUGCUGGGUCUCCAGCCGCCGGACCCCGAGGAAUUCGAGCGGAAGCGCCAAGCGAGAUUGGAGCACGAGCUGGCCGAACAAGAGGCCGCCGAGGCGGUGCUUCUGGAGCAACAAGACGAAGGCCUGGCCAAUGUUGGUGGCAAGCUGGGCGAGCUCAAUAGCAUCCUGUCCAGCACGCAGCAGAAGCUUAACCGCUUCAAGCAAACGGCCUGUGGCAGUUUGACCAACAUAUUUUCCAGGGCCGGCUCGGGCUCGGUGGAUCUUUCAGCAGGCAUGGGGGGAUCGGGAGCGAUGGCCAGCCAGGAAGAGCGUCCGCCUGUCCAAGAUCAGCCGCUGGCCAAGCCACCGCCCACGGCCGCCGAGGUGAGCGCCGCCAAGGCGGCCAAGCAGAAGCGCAUGAACUCGCAGCUGGACAAGUUGGAUGCGUUGAUCAACCAGGCGGACAAUGCCCAGAUAGCCAUGAGUGAGCAGACGCAGCAGAUGCGCCGCCUAGCCAAGUGAAGUGCCCCAUUCAGGAGGAGCGGAGUCCAGGUCAUCUUCGUCGCCUGAUUCUGGCCAGCCUUCUGUCCUCUUCUUUGUUUGGAUGAACACAUGAGUUUCGCUUAAAACUAAACACAAGUUGAGAUUACCCAAAGCGUCUUCAAUCACAUUUGCGAGUGUGCGGACAGUGCGCGUCGUGACGGUCUGCAGUACUGUCUUACAGUCCCGGCGCGCACUGUUCUUCCUUGCAUUCAUUCCGUUGACUUUAUACACAUAAGUAGAUAUUUAAUAGUUUACAUCAGAUAUUCAAAAAUAUAUACCUUCUCGACUAUUCGUUGUCCUACGUAGUUAAAACUGAAUUACAAAUGUUUGACAAUAAUAGCUUUCUUGAAAUAUUUGCGUAGUUUAAUCAUAGUCAAAGCUCUUUUCGAAUUAUACAAAGUUUGAAUACUCCUUUUUAAUUUUGAUUAGGUUCACCAUAAGCAUAUAUACACCAAAUAUAUUCUCCCUACCUUCUUUGAUAUUUGUUUACUCUUGCUAAGUCACAUUUUGGAAAACGUAUUUUUCAGUUCUUUGAAAAUAUAUAAAAAUUGAAUAUUUCAAAUA